Molecule: messenger RNA, 1786 nt
Organism: Salarias fasciatus (jewelled blenny)
Lineage: Eukaryota; Metazoa; Chordata; Actinopteri; Blenniiformes; Blenniidae
Gene: spock2
Product: SPARC (osteonectin), cwcv and kazal like domains proteoglycan 2
Exons: 11
Coding region: 113-1384 (423 amino acids)
Biological process (GO): anatomical structure development
Molecular function (GO): protein binding; calcium ion binding; extracellular matrix binding
Source: RefSeq, a predicted model, not a curated record
CUCAGCAUCCUCCUCCUCCUCCUCCUCCUCCUCCUCCUCCUCCUCCUCCUCCUCCCAGUAGAGGGAAGCCGUCAGACCGGUGCGUUGCGCGAGGUGUUUUUCGUCCGCUGCCAUGGUAGAAUUUACGGAUAUCGUGUGCCUUCUCGUCCCGCUGGCCGUGCUGGCGGGGUCCACCCUCCAGACCGAGGUGAAAAGCGGCGGAAAAGAGGCGGAAAAGACGGGGAAUUUCAUGGAAGACGAGCACUGGCUGUCCACCAUUUCACAGUACAGCCGCAAGAUCAAGCACUGGAAUCGCUUCAGAGAUGAGGUAGAGGACGAUUAUGUGCGCUCAUGGGAUGAAAAUCAGGGUUCGAAUGACAAUGUAGACACUACCAAGGACCCGUGUCAAAAGGUUAAGUGCAGCCGACACAAGGUGUGUAUCGCCCAGGGCUACCAGAGAGCUGUGUGCGUCAACCGCAAGAAACUUGAACACAGGCUGAAGCAGCCGGCUCUCAGGUCUCCUGAUGGGAACUGUCAGCCCUGUCCCAUCUCCUCCACCGGGCCCGUGUGUGGAUCAGACGGUCACAACUACGCCUCAAAGUGCAAGUUGGAGCAGCAGGCGUGUCUUACAGGGAAGGAUCUCACCCUGAAAUGUUCAGGUCUGUGUCCUUGUCCAACCGCUGCCACCACAUCCAAGGAGAGUAAAUAUGAGAGCUGCACCGGACAGGAUCUGGCUGAUCUCGGCGAGCGUCUGAGGGACUGGUUCCAACUCCUGCAGACCAAUGCCAAGCAGAACAACAACAGCAAGCCCGGGGCCAGAGCGGCCUCGGCCAGCACCACAUCAGUGCUGGACAGGAGCCUGGUGGCCAGCUGUAAAGACUCCAUAGGCUGGAUGUUUUCCAAGCUGGACACCAACAACGACCUGUACCUGGAUCAGGCCGAACUGGCCGCCAUCAACCUGGACAAGUACGAGGUCUGCAUCCGGCCCUUCUUCAACUCCUGCGACUCCUACAGGGACGGGAAAGUCUCCACCGCCGAAUGGUGCCUCUGCUUCUGGAGAGAGAAGCCUCCCUGUCUGGCUGAACUUGAGAGGAUCCAAGUCCUAGAUGGCGGCAAAAGAAAGUUUGGUCGAUUCAUUCCCAGCUGCGACGAAGACGGAUACUUCAGGAAGCAGCAGUGUGACAGGGGAGAGUGUUGGUGCGUGGACCAAAAUGGAGGCGAGGUGGCUGGAUCGAGGAUCCGUGGCAAGCCGGACUGCGAUUAUGAAAUGACUUACUCGGGUGAUUUUGGUAGCGGUGUCGGAUGGGAGGAUGAGGAGGAGAAAGAGGCUGAGGAGACUGCAGAAGAGGCUGAAGAGGAGGAGGGAGAGGUGGGAGAGGUGGAUGAUGGGGGAUAUAUCUGGUAAAGUGCCAACGUGCAGUCCAGCAUCUCGAUGGUCCCACAUACACACACACACACACACACACGCACACACACAGAUCCUAUAAAGAGAUGGACAUGAUGACGCGCUCACACACUCAGAACAACACUGGUUGGUGGAAAAGCAAGGGGGAGGGUUGCACAGGCUGGGAGGGUGAAAAUAGAUGCUGUGGGAGUAUUUAAUGUUCCUAAAAUGGGAAAGGGGAGGGGGAAAUAUCACUGCUAAGAAAUUAUGGGUCUGGAGUCCUGAAUUUUGUCCUUCAUACUUGUGAAUCUUUGUUCUCUUCCGUUAUAUGUCCUUCAGACUAUCUUUGAGGAGUUUUUAGCUGAUGCAUUAUGGAGACUUUAAGAAGCUGCAGGUGCUCGUCAUGUGCUUGCAUUUAAAAAA